AUGUCCGAGGAGAAGCCCAAGGAGGGAGUGAAGACAGAGAACGACCACAUCAACCUGAAAGUGGCUGGGCAAGAUGGCUCCGUGGUCCAGUUCAAGAUUAAGAGACACACCCCGCUGAGCAAGCUGAUGAAGGCCUACUGCGAGCGGCAGGGCUUGUCAAUGAGACAGAUUAGAUUCAGGUUCGAUGGGCAGCCAAUUAAUGAAGCAGACACCCCGGCCCAGUUGGAGAUGGAGGAUGAAGAUACCAUCGACGUGUUCCAGCAGCAAACAGGAGGCUCACGGGCGACUGGCUGCCUCUUGGGAUGUGGUCUGUAG
Pipistrellus nathusii (Nathusius's pipistrelle) is the source of this 315-nucleotide messenger RNA. Lineage: Eukaryota; Metazoa; Chordata; Mammalia; Chiroptera; Vespertilionidae. The record is from the annotation of a GenBank genome assembly.